This is a messenger RNA of Manihot esculenta (cassava), 441 nucleotides long. Its product is annotated as protein DOWNY MILDEW RESISTANCE 6-like. Gene Ontology annotation, molecular function: dioxygenase activity. Bases 1 to 441 code for a protein of 146 amino acids. The transcript is spliced from 2 exons. The record is from RefSeq and is a predicted model, not a curated record. NCBI's taxonomy places the organism in Eukaryota, Viridiplantae, Streptophyta, Magnoliopsida, Malpighiales, Euphorbiaceae.
AUGACGGAGCGCAUGCUGUUCCUGGGAUUCAUUGUUAAUGCAGAAGGGAUACAUGUUGAUACAAAGAAAGUAGAAGCAAUACGGAAUUGGCCCAUCCCCGAAACUAUUUUUGAAAAUCACAACUUUUAUGACCUUACUACUUUCUAUCGACGGUUUAUCAGAAAUUUCAGCAAUAUCGUUACCCCAAUCACAGAUUGCUUGAAGAAAGCGCUGAGUAAUGGCAAGUACAAAAGUGUAUGGCAUAGAGCCGUUGUUAAUGCAGAAAAAGCUAGGAUGUCGGUUGCUUCCUUCCUUUGCCCACAUGAUGAUUCUGUAAUUAGCCCAGCAACUCAACAUGGAGUUGGAGCCAUGUAUAGGGAUUUCACUUAUGCUGAAUAUUAUAAAAAGUUUUGGAGCAGGAACUUGGAUCAAGAGCAUUGUUUGGAACUUUUCAAGAACUAG